Strongylus vulgaris is the source of this 155-nucleotide messenger RNA. Lineage: Eukaryota; Metazoa; Nematoda; Chromadorea; Rhabditida; Strongylidae. The record is from the annotation of a GenBank genome assembly.
AUGAUGGCAGCCAUGGCUCCAGGACCGGACCAUGUUUCGGCCGACUUCUUACGAGCUGGAGGACACGCCUACACGAGGUACUUAGGACAUCUAACGUCAUCCUCAAAAGGAAAGGAUUUCCGACCAGUGAAGAACCUCUCGAACAGACGAUAGGG